CUUCGAAACAACAGACGAAAGCCUCCGCAGCCACUUCGAGCAAUGGGGCGCCCUGACCGACUGCGUGGUGAUGCGGGACCCAAACACCAAGCGCUCGCGAGGCUUUGGGUUCGUCACGUAUUCCUCAGUCGAAGAGGUCGAUGCUGCCAUGAACGCCAGGCCACACAAAGUCGACGGCAGAGUUGUUGAACCAAAGAGGGCCGUUUCCAGAGAGGACUCCCAGCGGCCCGGGGCCCACCUCACAGUCAAGAAGAUCUUUGUGGGCGGCAUUAAGGAAGACACAGAAGAGCAUCACUUGAGAGACUAUUUUGGCCAGUAUGGCAAAAUCGAAGUCAUUGAGAUCAUGACAGACCGCGGCAGCGGCAAAAAGAGGGGCUUCGCUUUCGUCACCUUCGAUGACCACGACUCCGUCGACAAGAUAGUCAUUCAGAAAUACCACACUGUGAACGGGCACAACUGCGAGGUGAGGAAAGCCCUCUCGAAGCAGGAAAUGGCCAGCGCUUCAGCCAGCCAGAGAGGCUGUCCCCCU
Messenger RNA from Struthio camelus australis, 529 nucleotides. Lineage: Eukaryota; Metazoa; Chordata; Aves; Struthioniformes; Struthionidae. The record is from RefSeq and is a predicted model, not a curated record.